Molecule: messenger RNA, 720 nt
Organism: Cyphellophora attinorum
Lineage: Eukaryota; Fungi; Ascomycota; Eurotiomycetes; Chaetothyriales; Cyphellophoraceae
Exons: 2
Coding region: 1-720 (239 amino acids)
Biological process (GO): proteasome-mediated ubiquitin-dependent protein catabolic process; regulation of proteolysis
Cellular component (GO): cytoplasm
Molecular function (GO): ubiquitin protein ligase binding
Source: RefSeq, a predicted model, not a curated record
AUGCAUCCUGACGCUGACGACAUGUCCGAGAAGAGCCAAACAACGGCAAGGUUCGGACGUCUCAAGGUUGAAGAAGAGGCCGCUCGACGGGUUCAGGCAGAUGCACCAAAGAAGGGGGAAGCAGAGAAGGCUGACGAGAAGGACGAGGAGAAGUCUACUACGUUUGGGCCCCAGAACACGGAGUUGAGGCUAGGGGAUGAUCACUCUGAUCUGACCAUACGUUGCCAAGGACGCGACUUCCGUGCCCAUCGUGGCAUUCUCGGUUCACGGUGCAAGUUCUUCGAUGCGUCAGACAGCUCCACAAUUGCGAUGAACGACGACAACCCAGACGCGCUCGAGUCCCUUCUGAUCUAUCUGUACACCGUGAACACCGAUCACAUAGCCUUCCGCAAUGUCACUCAUGGCGCCUUGCCCAAGGGCUACUUCAGGCACCUCAUCCUGGUCUCCUGGCUUGCUGAGAAGUAUGACUUGCCGCUGCUCCGCGACAGCAUAGCAGGAAUCAGCUCGAACGACAAUAAAGGCAACAAGAUCGCUUGCAAGGACUGCCAUGAGAAGAAGGAGACCUGCAUUGAUCGUGAGGACUACGGUUUGACAGUUUUCGAAGCACUGGGUAUGGCGACGAGUCUUGCACCGAGGUUGGUUGGGCUCGUGGAGAAGCACCAAGCGGCAGACGACAAGAAGGCCGCCCUGAAGAGAAAAAAGGCAAAGCUAUCAAGUUAG